AUGACUGCCUGUGGAACAGACUAUUUGACGGAGAAUGUGGCUGCCCACGAAAAGGGAAUGCGAGAACAAGCCAAGAAGAUGGGAGUUAAAUCCUUGAGGAGUGAAGAAGCUCAAAAGACCUCUGCUGAGUGUCGUCUGUGCAAGGUUGCUCUGAUGACCGUCAGCCUGUGGUUCGUGGCAUGGACCCCUUACUUCGUCAUCAGCUGGGGAGGAAUGUUCAACCGGACCAUGGUUACUCCUCUAUUCUCCAUCUGGGGCUUUGUCUUCGCUAAGGCCAACGCCGUCUACAACCCCAUCGUGUAUACCAUCAGUCACCCCAGGUACCGAGCUGCCCUUGAGAAGAAGCUACCCUGUCUAUCCUGUGCUACUGAGGGUAAAGACAGUGGUGGUUCUGAUGCUGGGUCCACUACUACUGCUGAAAUGACAGUGUCAGGUUUGGGUAAAUCGAGUUAUACCUUCAUACUUAAGAGCUGUCGCGUCUCACCAGAGCACAGUUACCUGUCAGGAGUUCCGACUCAGCAGAGCUUAAAGUAG
Penaeus monodon (black tiger shrimp) is the source of this 534-nucleotide messenger RNA. RefSeq names its product rhodopsin-like. Bases 1 to 534 code for a protein of 177 amino acids. Lineage: Eukaryota; Metazoa; Arthropoda; Malacostraca; Decapoda; Penaeidae. The transcript has 2 exons. Gene Ontology annotation, biological process: G protein-coupled receptor signaling pathway; phototransduction. Gene Ontology annotation, cellular component: membrane. Gene Ontology annotation, molecular function: G protein-coupled receptor activity. The record is from RefSeq and is a predicted model, not a curated record.